Messenger RNA from Cydia fagiglandana, 1327 nucleotides. Its product is annotated as phosphatidylinositol 4-phosphate 5-kinase-like. The record is from RefSeq and is a predicted model, not a curated record. The transcript is spliced from 7 exons. NCBI's taxonomy places the organism in Eukaryota, Metazoa, Arthropoda, Insecta, Lepidoptera, Tortricidae. Bases 120 to 1298 code for a protein of 392 amino acids.
UUAUCAGUUCAGAUAAACUAGACGUAGACGUGUGCAUACCAGAAUUGUCUUUUAAUUAAAUUCCAUAAUUGAAAACGCACAAUCCAUAAACUCAGUUAGUUUAGCUCACCAAUACCAUCAUGCAAUGUUUUACUUUAGCCCUCUUUUGUGUUUUGUGCUCUUUUACUUUAGUCUCUAGUAAAUAUAAUUUACAUUACAGGAUUUUGAGAACCGGAGGAGACGGUGACGAUGCCAUUGAUGACAAUGUUAGCGUCGAUGAUGAUGCAGGUGUGAUAUUAAGUGAAGAGAAUGACAGAAACGAAGGAGUCGAUGACGAUGAACUUGAUAGCAAUGAAGGCAAGAAGUUAAGUGCAGCCAAUGAUGAAAACGAUGCAGACAAUGAUGACGAUAAUGUUACCGCAGAUAAUAAUCAAAACGACGCAGUCAGUGAUGAUGAAAAUGGUUCUGCAGGUAAUGAUAAAAACGACGCAGUCGGUGAUGAUGAUAAUGUUACUGCAGGUAAUGAUAACAACGACGCAGUCGGUGACGAUGAAAAUGGUUCUGCAGGUAAUGAUAAAAACGACGCAGUCGGUGAUGAUGAUGAUUCUGCUGUUAAUGACGACGACGCAACAACUAAUAAAAAAAUUGGAGGUGAUGAUGUUACUGCUAUAAAUGAUAGUAAUGAGGGUAACCAGGAAAUCGAAGAUGAUGAGCCUUCAACCUCAUCCACUCAAGGCAAGAAAGUGAAACUUAGCAAUGACGAGAUGGAGGACAUGAAACAAUACGAACUGGAGCUGGAAGCUGGUGAUUUGACGGAGUUCCUUGGCAAUCAUCAUUAUCACGAACCGAGGUAUUAUAAAGACCUGGGCCGUCGGUUUAUCCAUGUCUACCCUUAUAAGGAGAGGAAAGUUAGACAUAGAAAACCGAGUCCUGAGCGAAUCAUACAGUUUCUUAUGUCCUCAGCCAAAAAAGUUCUAAGGAAUAACGAAGAUAGAGAUAUAGUACCAAUAAUGGCACCAGCUGACGUAGUCGUGGCUGUGAUGAGAAACGGUACAAAGAAAUAUUCCUCUAAGCCGAGCGAGCCUACGGAAGAAAUCAUCAGACAGUAUAUGCUGAGGAGUGGCGACUAUUGGGAUGACGUGUGGAAAGAAGAGGUGAAUCCAGACACUAUUCUAAGAACAAAGAAAAGAAAACAUCCAAAACCAACAUUGGAUAUCCAGCCAUUCACAUCGAAGCUUGUCCCGGGUACCAAAUUAUAUGAUCUGCUCGCUAGGAUUGUGAAGAAAUCACCUAAACUCUUGUACUUUAUCAACAAUUAAUAAUAAUGUUUAUUACAUAAUAGUAAAAA